CAGUGAGUGGAAGAACCUCGAGAAAAGUGUCUCGUGCCGGGAAAGUGAUCAUUGAUCCUCAUAUCGCCCAUAAAUUCCUGAGAAAAUUAUCAUCUGACCCAUUUCUUCUCUGAGAAUCAUGCGAGAACUAUUGUGAUUGAUUUCUCUCUGAAAUGAUCAGGCGGAAUUAUUCCUGCCACGUGGAGUUUGAAUGAAAGUGAUCAUCGCAGUGUUCUCCUGCCCAUUGAGCCUCUGGCCAAUUUAAUAGUGAUUCAGUGGAUUAAAUGAGACAAUCAUUGAGGAAGAUUUAUGAUUGCUGCUCUCAUUUUAUUGUGCAAUUCCAUUUGUGUCUCAACUACGCACGAUCAGUCGGACUCUAUAGGAAAUUUUCCACUUGAUCAUCUGAAAUAUUCUCAUUCAACAAUAGGGCUAAAUUGUGAAACUUAAUCAAACACAACGGGCAGCAACUGUGAAUUGGAUGAUCAGUGUGAUCUUCAAGUGUGAUGUCAGUGAUCCUCGUGAUCUUGUGAGAAAACCUCUAUUUUUUCACGAUAGAGCCUGUGCGGCUUUGGGGAGAAAUUAUCGGUGAUUCAAAGUGUUUGGCGUGCAAAGGGAUUUACCGCCAAAUUGUGGGAUUUAAUUGAUUGGUGACCGUGCCAAAAUUGAGUGUCACGCACAACAAAAGACAGUGCCCAAAACCUGCUCUGUCCGUCACUCUUUGGGGCUAGGUAAGCAGUGCUGUUCUGGGGAGCCAAAGGGGCUGCCAAUUGCAUAAUACAAGACAGCAGAUGUAUGUCAUUGAGCAGACAAAGUAAGGUGAUCAAGCGUUCGUGUCAGCCGGACAUCCAGAGUGAUUUUUUCGUGUCUCAACUCAGUGAUGAUCCCCGUGCGGACUUUAAUGAUCAGUCUGUGCAAAACAACAAACGGAUUUUGAGCCUCUACACCGGAAACUAUAAGAUUACUUCUUCGCCAAGAUGGGUCCUACUUUGCAGAAUGGAGACGAUGAUUGCACUGGAGAAACCAAGGAACGUUGUCACACCCCAACUGAUCCUGCUGGAGUUAGAAAAUGGAUCAGUGAUAAUAUGAUGCUACUCGUAACUCUUUCUGGGGUCAUCUUGGGCGUCGUUGUGGGUUUCAGUCUGAGGCCACUCAACCUCAGCAAAGACUACAUCAUGUUGAUUUCCUAUCCGGGAGAACUCUUUAUGCGUGUCCUCAAACUCAUGAUCCUUCCCCUCAUCAUCUCCAGUUUGAUUGCCGGAUCAGCUAGCCUAAAUGCUCGCAUGAAUGGAAAAAUUGCCCUGAGGACACUCAUCUACUUUGCCUCCACAUCCUUCUUCAAUGCCUGCCUUGGCAUCUUCCUCGUCCUUCUCAUCCAUCCUGGUGAUCCUGGUCUCCAUAGUGAUUCCCCGAGCGGAUCAGACAACAAGAACGUCAAUCUUCUCGACAGUCUUCUUGAUCUUGGACGGAAUGUCUUUCCAGACAACCUAUUUCAGGCUGCUUUCCAACAAGCUCACACAGCCUAUGUCCCGCAGGGAAAUCCUCUAGGCCUCAAUGAAUCCGUGCUCAAUACAACAGACCCUAUUGAAGAAUCUGAACAAGAAAUGGUGCGUGUGAUAAAGUAUCGUCCUGGAACCAAUACCCUUGGUAUUGUCUUUUUCUGCUUGCUGUUUGGGACACUCCUGGGUACUUUGGGAGAGCGUGGACAGGUAGUCAUCGACUUCUUCUCGGCCGUAUUCGAGGUGAUCAUGCGCAUGGUGACGGGUGUGAUGUGGUGUACUCCACUGGGCAUCAGUAGUGUCAUCGCUGGAAAAAUCCUGGAUGUAUCCAAUCUAGCUCUGGUGAUGUCUCAACUGGCAAUGUUCAUCGUUACGGUGGCCAUUGGUGUCUUCCUCUACCAGCUGGUGAUCAUGCAGCUCGUAUACUUUGUCUUCCUACGGAAGAACCCCUUCAAAUUCUACUAUGGCCUCAUUAAUCCAAUGCUCACGGCCUUUGCUACGGCCUCUACGGCUGCUGCUCUGCCCAUCACAUUCCGCUGCAUGAACGAAAAGCUACGUAUUGAUCCGCGGGUCACGCGAUUUGUCCUACCCAUUGGCUGCAAUAUUAACAUGGAUGGAACAGCGUUAUUCAUCUCUGUAGCCUCCAUCUUCAUUGCCCAGAUGAGUGGCAUGAAGCUGGGUUUCGGGGAAAUUGUCACCGUCUGUCUCUCCUCAACGGCUGCCUCCAUGUCUUCAGCCAGUGUUCCAUCAGCUGCUCUUGUGCUCCUUCUCGUUGUGCUCUCAGCCAUUGAUGCUCCUGUUCAGGAUGUGACGCUCCUUUUUGCCAUCGACUGGUUUGUGGAUCGUAUUAGGACUACCAACAACAUGUUGGGAGACUGCUACGCUGCUGCUGUUGUUGAGCAUUUGUCGAGGAAGGAACUCAUGGCUUUGGAUGCAGCCACACUCUAUCAAGAGCAAGCACCUAAUGGACAUAUAAUGAACGACACCGACCCAGAUUUGGAUCGACGAAGCUCAGUACCUGAUUCCGUGAUCGUUGACAUUCCGGCAGCUGUGGCCAAUGGCCAGGCCAUGCGUCGCAACUGAACGGAAGGACCUGCGGGUGAUCGAGAAGACGAUACCACACAGAUUGAAAUGCAAAAUCUCAAUGGAUUGUCCUAUAUAUGUGGAGAUUUUGAAAAGAAUGCAAGACGAUGGUAAUUUGUGAUAGAGCUGAUGAAUCACACUCUUUCGGGAAGAAAAAAAUCCCAAACUCUCAUCUUUGUCACCCCAAAAGCCCACCCCCCUAAUCCUCUUCACUCUCUAACAUUUACAUUUCUCAUUUUGAUGCAGAAGCCAAUGGCAAGGCCAUUGCAAGUAAAUCUUCAACAGAAUAAAUAAUAUCAAAUAUAAGGAAAAAAAACCAAAGCAAAAAAGUAUUCCCCUUCUGAAGAUGAAGCAUUAGAUUGAGGAAAAAAGCAGUAUAUUAAUCUCUUCAGAAAGAAAUGACAUAAAACAAUACUAAAAAAUAUAUUUAGAGCCUAAAAAAGAUAAAAGAAAAAAAAUCACAGUAGUUUAUAGGACUUUAUCAUGUGAUAUCGAAAAUUUUAAAUGUUACCUUUGGAAUAAAAGGUUUUUUUUUUGUUAGAGAAGUGAAACACCUUCGGAGAAUAUCAAAAAAAAGUAAAUAAAAUUAAAUGAUUAAAAAUCCUCCCACGUAGAGCCACGUGAAGAAACAGGGAAUAAAACAGUGGAAAUCCUCUCUUGGAAAUAUCCAUGAAGCGACGUAAAUGGUUUUUUAGACAAACAUUUUAUUCCUCUCGAUAAAACACCCCUUUGGCCCAAUUAAAACCAUAAAUAAUUAUAAACUGGAUCAUAAAGCAAAAUCUUUUUUUCUCUCUUAAGCAUAAACACAGUCCACCAUAGAAGUUUUAUUGAAUAUAUAUAAAAGUAAAAGAAAAAAAAAUAUUUGCUGUAAUAAUUAAUUGUUAGACUGAUUAGAUUUUAGAUGAUGAUGCGAGAUUAAAAAAAAACUAAAAGUAAAAAAGAAAUUGCAAAAAAAACAGUUGUAAAAGAAAAAUUUGUGAGAGAAUACAAUUGAAAAAAUAUAUUUGUAAUCGCUGUAUAUUUAAUCUUUUUUUUUCAAUUUUUCUGUCCCGCAUGAUCUUUCAGUAAUAGUUGAUUAGGUAAUCAAAUUCUCUUAAACUGUAAACACACAACAUUCAAAUGUUUACAAAAUGAAAUGACCUCACUGAUGAUGUCAAUAAAAUGCCAUUAUUCAA
Phlebotomus papatasi is the source of this 3733-nucleotide messenger RNA. It is a transcript of the gene Eaat2, whose product is annotated as excitatory amino acid transporter. The transcript is spliced from 7 exons. Gene Ontology annotation, cellular component: plasma membrane. Gene Ontology annotation, molecular function: neutral L-amino acid transmembrane transporter activity; glutamate:sodium symporter activity; L-glutamate transmembrane transporter activity. Gene Ontology annotation, biological process: L-glutamate transmembrane transport. The record is from RefSeq and is a predicted model, not a curated record. NCBI's taxonomy places the organism in Eukaryota, Metazoa, Arthropoda, Insecta, Diptera, Psychodidae. Bases 954 to 2558 code for a protein of 534 amino acids.